Molecule: messenger RNA, 771 nt
Organism: Aureococcus anophagefferens
Lineage: Eukaryota; Pelagophyceae; Pelagomonadales; Pelagomonadaceae
Exons: 1
Coding region: 1-435 (144 amino acids)
Source: RefSeq, a predicted model, not a curated record
AUGUUCGACACGGUGGGCCUCUGGCAGCAGCUCACGCGCGCCGCCCGGUCCCCGACGGCCGAGCCCUACGUGGCCAUCCCCAACACGCUCGACGACGCCGUCCGCGACUCCGAGGACGCGCGCGUCGUGACGACGGCGAAGCGGCCCUUCGUCAUCGAGCACGUCAACGACGCGUGGACCAAGCUCUGCGGCUUCACGGCCGAGGAGGCCGUCGGCAAGACGCUGGCCAUCCUCCAGGGCCCGGACACGGAGAAGGGCGAGGUCGCGGACCUCGUCCGCGGCUGCGAGGACGGCCACGCGACGUCCGCGCUCCUCACCAACUACACCAAGGAGGGCGACAAGUUCCAGAACUUCCUCCGCGUCUUCCCCCUCACGGAGGACGACGGGACCAAGGUGUCCCACAUGCUCGGCGUCCUCCAGAACGUCAACGCGUGAAGCGGGGUCGCGUCACCGGGGGGGCCGGCGCCGAACGGCCCCGCCCGGCGCGCGACCGAAGCAUGACCGGGAGCACCGCGACCCGCGCCGCGUGUCUACGCGCCCCGCUCCUCGCCCCGGACCGCGCCGGACGAACCACGACCACGCCCCCCCCAACCACGCCCCCGAAACACACCCCGAAUUCGAGCCGCGCCCGCAAACAAGCGCGCUCCUCCCCCGCCGCGGCCACCGCGGGACGCACACGCGGCCCCCGAACGCCGCCCGAACCCCGACCCCGAAGCAACGAGACCGGCACCCCGACACGCCGGGAUCGAACUGUAAACCUGUCUUUCGAAC